AUGGCCUCCGGCGCACCAGGUGGUAAUUUUAGAAACUGGACUCCAACACCUCCGGAACGAGGCUCGUUUCCUUUAGAUCAUGAGGGUGAAUGCAAGUCUCAGAUGUUGAGGUAUCUCAAAUGCAUGAAGUUUACAGAGAAUCGGAAUGCGCCAAAUUGCCGUAUUCUAGCAAAAGAAUAUUUGAAAUGUAGAAUGGACAAUCAGUUGAUGGAUGUAUCAGAUUGGAAGCUGUUAGGUCUCAUCAAUCUCCCUGGAGAUGACAUCAAGCCUCCUGACCGAAAGAAAGCGACUGAAGAGAGGUGA
Molecule: messenger RNA, 303 nt
Organism: Priceomyces carsonii
Lineage: Eukaryota; Fungi; Ascomycota; Pichiomycetes; Serinales; Debaryomycetaceae
Gene: COX19
Product: Cox19p
Exons: 2
Coding region: 1-303 (100 amino acids)
Biological process (GO): mitochondrial respiratory chain complex IV assembly
Cellular component (GO): mitochondrial intermembrane space
Source: RefSeq, a predicted model, not a curated record